Molecule: messenger RNA, 1229 nt
Organism: Ylistrum balloti
Lineage: Eukaryota; Metazoa; Mollusca; Bivalvia; Pectinida; Pectinidae
Exons: 1
Coding region: 28-1203 (391 amino acids)
Biological process (GO): signal transduction
Source: RefSeq, a predicted model, not a curated record
UGUGAACUAGAUCUCCAACCUGUAUCAAUGGCCUGCUCAGGUUGUCCGCUCAUCGGUCAGUCCUCCCUCACUAAAUACAGGAACUUCAAGGUGCUUCCCGCUGGCAAGUGCUACCAUGUCAGCUUUCUCCACGAUCAUUCAAUACGUUGUAAAGCGUGGGUUCAUACCGCGAUCACCGAACUGAGCAAAGAGGGGUUCAAGUGCUUCGACCUCAAUCGUGAUGGUAUCCCAAAGCUCUCGCUUCAAAAACAAAAAAUCAAUGCGUUUAAAAGAUCGAAAACAGUAAUAGUUCUGCUUACAGAAAAGUGUUUAAAGAAUAGAACAUUUCAGCGAGAUUUGGAUAUUUUGACGGCAGAGGAUAUAUUUCAUUGUGGUGAGAAUUUAUAUGAGAAGAUUUUACCACUUUGGUUGGACAUCGUUGAACUCCCCGAUUCGUUGUCAUACGUGCAGGCACUGGAUGCUAGCUCGUCGCGCGACAUAUGGUGGGAUAGACUAGUUCUUGCAAUAGAUUUUGAAAGGAUGGAUUACUCCGGUAAUGAACCCGACGACAUAACUGCAUUUAGUGAAGAAUUUGAAAAAAUGACAAAUAAAUUAAAGUUACUUGGUAGACGUCAGAUUUCAAAUUUGUUACACAAACCGGUGGUUCUUGAAUUGUACCACUUUCUGGCGCAAUGCGCUGAUGAACGUGUGCUCCUGACCGUGAUGGAAUCCAACGGCGUUUAUAUAAUAGACAGGGGUGUGUACCCUGUCGGACUUCGGUGCUCGUUGGAGUCUUGUGACCAAUAUAUGACUAUUGACCAACUGACCUACAUGUAUAAGCGCGAUGCACCAGAUGGGGCAUGGAUGCACCUUGACAUAGGUCAUGGUAAAUGGGAAAGAAUUGAAAUAAACUUGUGCAUGCUGUGGGAUCUUCCUGGCACUUGUCAUACGGAAACCGUAUUCGUAAAGUUACCACAGGUGCGAGAUAUGGUGUUUGUUGUACACGCGGACUUCAAACAACAAGGUGUAUCAGAUUUACAAACUUGUGGACAAUGUCGAUUUUCCCGUAGGGAAACACAAUGCUUGGAAAACAGUCAGGAGGCAUGUCUUACCCUCAUCUUGGAGAAGCAAUUAGGAAAGAAGCACUAUGCGUACUACUUUGUACCAUUUUCUGGGACUGAUACAAACGCAUUGGAAGAGGCCAAACAGAUACUGAAUUUGUAAUAUACAUCACCCAUGUGAUCACCCUU